Molecule: messenger RNA, 2245 nt
Organism: Gryllus bimaculatus (two-spotted cricket)
Lineage: Eukaryota; Metazoa; Arthropoda; Insecta; Orthoptera; Gryllidae
Source: the annotation of a GenBank genome assembly
ACACACUAGUAGUCUUCCUCAGUUUCGGGUUGGUCAGUAUAAAGAAUCGUUAGCAUUUGAUUAGGUGCGAGUGAAAUGAGAAACUUUUACACUCAUUUAAAAAUUGUUCGUCAACAGCUCAAGAAACAGUUUAUCUCGGAAUUAUCCGGUCGUUUGUUCUAGAGCAGAAAGGCUCGCAAUACUCGUUAAAGAAAAAACCUCGGUAGUGAUGCAUCCAAGCCCCAUUGGACGGCGCAGACGUUGAGGUAUCACCCGAGUUCAGGCAGAUGUUCUUCCGAAGACAGCGACGAUCUUAAAGAGUCUUUAAGACACUUGGCAUCGCUGUCUCAUCCGUCUCCUCGUCUCGCUUUCUGGGGAGUCACGCGCAAUCAGACAUUUGGUCCAUUGAGGUUUACAAAGUUCUUAAAAAGCCGUCCGCGUGAGUCGCUAACGCCGCCUCUUCUUCCGCUCACCUCCUGAGGAAUGACCCGCGGAGCAGGCCGCGCCGUCGCCUUCAAUCUCUGGGUGUCUUUGACGGGGAGGGCCUAGGUUCGAGGUGGCAGGAUUUCCAGGAGGAUUUCCUUCCAGGAGGCCAGAAACAGCCAUGCGAACGCUCUGCGCGCUGCUGCUAGUGACGCUAGCGAGGGCAGAGGUGACGUUUUACGCCACGAAGUGCUGCGGCGCUUUCGAGAUGCUUGCGGGCGACGGGCAGUCGUGCGUGGUGGCCCCGUGGCCCCGCAACUACACCCUGGAGCUGCAGCAGCGGAGCGACCUCACGGCCAUCGAGCUGCGGCCCGGGGUCCUGCCGUGGGUCCGCCACUGGAUGCCGCCGGGCCUGUCCCUGGAGCGAAAGGCGGACGCGUACUUGAGUUACCUCCCGCGCCUGCACGCCAAGUCGUCGGUGCGGGCGGUGGCGGAGGCGACGCAGUGGGACGAGCGCCGCGCGGAGGCUGAGGGCGCCGCCUACUGGCGCCGCCGAGUCGUCUUCACGAAGUACGGCGGCGCCGUGCGGCGCGAGUCCUUCCACGCGGUCACCGCCACCGUGCGGUCGUUCGCGUGCUGCGUGGACGCCGCCAGGCCGCCGCUGGCGCCCUUCGCGCUGGUCGUGGAGAAGGACUGCGACGUGGACGAGUGCGCCUCCAAGUGCUGCGAGGAAGGGAAGGUCGCGGAGGCGAAGGGCGAAGGGUGGAAGUGUCGGGAGGACGCGCGAGGCAACUGGUCGCCCGACAUAUCGUCCUUCGCACGCUUCCUACCAGCGGAUUUGCCCUUGGAACGAAGGCGCGGCCUGAAAUGCGGCUCUGCGCCGAAGCGCGGCCUGCGCUUGACGCCCGGGGACGCGCGGGAGGCCUACUUGCUCCGGCGCCGCUACCACAACUUCCUCUUCUCCUCGUGGGGCACCUGCGUCGACUUCGAGCGCCGCGGGAACGACUCCUCGGGCGAAAUCCUCAUUUACUGCGAGGUCUCGCGGAUCACGAGGGGAGUCUAUUGGCUGCUGCGGCCCCUGUGCUUCCUGUCGGGGUCGCUGCUAGUGGUCGCGCUGCUCUCCGUCGUCUGUGACAGCGGCAUGCGCCGGAAGGCCCAUGGCUGGUGCUUAGCCUGCCACGCUGCUUGUCUGCUGGCGUUCAACUUGGGGCAGAUGGCGUAUUACCUGUUAAUAAGCGACGAAAUCGACGACUUAGGAUACGUCGCUUUUCAUCUUAAGAAGAUAUGCACACGAUUCGCGUUGUCGAUGUACUUCGUAUCCUUGGCUGCCAACUGCUGGCUCACGGCGUUGUGUUUCAAUAUGACGUUGGGCUUCGGCAAGCUGCAGAUGGCGCGGCCGGGCAGUGGGGACCGCUGGAGGUUCGUGGGGCUUUCUGUCUUCGCUUGGGGGCUGCCCGCGCUGAUGCUCGGCCUGUGCUCCCACGCUUUUGAGAGCGAUGCAAAGUCUCAAAAGUGGUUCAGCCCAUCUCUUAUGGAAACACGGACGUGCUUUAACGAAUUGGCGUAUACGAAACUUAAAAAUAUAUAUUCGUUGGCGGAUCCAUCAAUAAAGCCGGGAACUGCGCUGUUCUAUUAUGGUCCUGUGUGCUCUUUGGUCGUAGUCAACGUCAUCUGCAUUGCACGCACUCUCAAGAAGGUUCAGUUCCUCCGAAGAGGCAACUCCGUCCUCCACAGGGACGACGACAAAGUGCGCCUCACGGAGGCAGGGGUCCCGCGAGCGGACAACGCAAGAAACAGAGACGGAGUGCGUUCGGCAGUUGCGGACGCAAAGACUACAUACAUU